Molecule: messenger RNA, 1527 nt
Organism: Debaryomyces fabryi
Lineage: Eukaryota; Fungi; Ascomycota; Pichiomycetes; Serinales; Debaryomycetaceae
Exons: 1
Coding region: 1-1527 (508 amino acids)
Source: RefSeq, a predicted model, not a curated record
AUGCUUGCAAAUACUAAUCUAAACUUCUACGAUGGUAAACUCAAUACGUAUCGAGAAAUAGGAAAAAAAAGAAUCCAAAGUGGUGAUUUGCGACCUCAACAUUCUCAGUAUUCUCAAUCUGCACCAGCUACAAGAUAUCCACUUAGGAUGGCACGUAGUUUCAAUGACAGUCCAAAUGUGGUAACUUCAAAAGGAUGUUUGACUAGCAAAUCCCAUUCAAAUACACUGCAGCUGAAUUUGAUUUACGAUAAACAUGCACAAUUUAAACGUAAUUGUGAAAAUUUUGAGAUUUUUGUAAAUGAAUGCAAGAAGAGAAGAGAAUUACAAUCCAACUUCCAUGAUUGCAACAAUACAAGUUGGACGCAAGUUCAGUACUUCGGAAACAGAAAUGAAGGAAUUGAAUCUUGUACAAUUUCUAGCAAUAAUUCCGAACAUCAUAAGUUAGUCCGCAGUCUACUGAGCAGUUCACAUUUGAUCAGAAAUGCGACAGGCCAAAGUAAUGAAAAUGCUAAGAAGAAGGCAAUGAGGGGAUACAGUGUCUCUCCUAUGAGGACGGCUAGAUCUCUUGGUAAAACGAAUUCAACUAGAGAGUUUGCAUCAAGGUUUUCCUCUAAUAGCAAGCCACCGAGGUCAAUUAGGCUACAUGCCUCUGAGCCUAGCAGCUUUUUUGAAAUCGAGUCGGAAGACUCUAGUGACUUAGCAGAAGAGAGUCCUAUUCUGUAUAACGAUAUUCAGGCCACCAUAACAACACCUCAUCAUCCUCCCUUUUUACUUCAAACAGGAAAUAAUCAAAAUGGGCAUUUAAAGUCAAGUAUUUUCUUCAGCCAAAAUAAUACAAGUCUAACUAGAACAGACUAUUUUCAGGAGUAUAUGGAGGAAAGAAUUGCUAGAUGGAGACCUGGCAAUUCUCAAUUUAAUGUUGAAGCUACUAUGGAAGGUAAACACCCCUAUCAACAAGAGCAUUUUGAAUUUGAAGCAAAAGCUGCGAAAAUGAGACCAUACAACCCUUUUAUGGCUUUGAAAACUUGGUUUAAUGGAAAAGGUGCAAUUCCCGACCUAGAAAAUCAAACACAGAGUAUCUCCCAUAGCAACACACACAAAAAGACAAACGAACUGACGCAAGACACACUAGGAAUCCAAUUACCAGAAAUUUCUGAGCGUCUUAGGAAAAUCGAAUUUAAAGUUAAUAGUUCAAAUUCCAUUAUCCCUAAACCUUACAAGCCAGGGGAAUGUUCUCACAUUGCGAAGGGGUUACGUGACACAAGUACCAAACAAGAAUCGACUCCAAUAGAUGGGCCAACUUAUACACCAAAAGCACUUCCUUUCAGUGAUUAUGAUUUGAAUUUCGAAACAAAAGACUGUUUUUCAAGUCAUAAAACAGAACAUGGCAGUAAUGCUAUUAUAGACUCAAUGGACGAGGACAUACGUUAUUUGCUAAAUGGGUUUGAUAACUUUUUGGCUGAUUGUUUUCGAAGUUUUUGGAACGCUUGUUCCUCAACAGGAAAAAUGUGUUUUAAUCCGACAUAA